AUGCACACCCAACGGGGGGCAGCUGGCCCUAGCCGGGGGUCUGAGACAGCCACGGCAGGUGUCUGGAGCUCCCGGGAAUGGGCCGAGGAGGAGGAUCGCCGCACGGGACGCGAGGGCUGGACCAGCGGUGAGGUGGGAGUAAAGGUUGGAUUUUAAGGCGGGGGCAGCUUCCGGAGACACGCGCUCAGGUUGGAAGGUGGGGUAAAUGCCGGGUCGGCGAGUGCACCUUGUUCUGCACCCCUGCGCCCACCUCGGGAAUUGCACGCGGCACCCCCACCCCCCACGCUGAUGAUAGUACAGCCUGCAGGGCUCCCCUGGCGAACGAAGCUAAUGGUUCGCUCCACCCCGCCCACACAGAGGCCGCCCACCGGCUCUGCAGCUCUCAGGACUCCGCUGUCAGACCAACUACAGAAGGGGCUUGGCCUUCGCCCUCAGUCUCUCUUAAGGGCAGGCGGCGUUGUCUUCGGUUACGACCCCGCACUCGGACCCAGACAGGGUCCCAGCCUCCGCCUUGGACUUAUGCCUAGGAAGCCGGCCAGCCUCCGCCUUCAGACCUUGGGGGAAACUCUACCUCUGCUCUCAGACUCUGAAAAGGGUUUCUUCCCGGCCUGCUCUAGAUUUCAGCUGUUCUCCCUCCCCCACAUCCCAAGACACUCUAACCCCACGAUGCAAGACAGACACACAGACACUCAGUGGGGGUCAAAGAUCUUUAAAUAAGGAGCCGGUGACAAUAAAUACUGUACAGGGUAGGGCGCGGGGUGAGGGUCCAGAUACUGUGGCUUCAGCCUCGAGACUCCAAGGACCUGCAGAGAGAGUGAAAAGAUGGGAGCCAAGCUCAGGGGAGGGGACCCGGGGAGGGCUGGGAGAGAACCAGGACGGGGGUUCCAGAGCCAAGGGCCCAGGGAAGUGGAUUGACGGAUUCCGGAGAGUGGAUCUUGGGAUGACAGUGAGCUGGGUGUCCCCAAGGGAUUUAGCCAGAGUGGCUUGUAAGAGCCUGGGUCGGGGUCAAAGGUCAGAACCCCAGGGAGAGGAGCCAGGGCUGGGGGUAGCCAUGAAGGUACCAGAAAUCACUGGCCUGGUUUGGGACUCUGAGGAUAAAGGAGGCAACAGGGGCGCCGGGGUGUGGGGGCAAAGGGCUCACGAGUA
Molecule: messenger RNA, 1146 nt
Organism: Ailuropoda melanoleuca (giant panda)
Lineage: Eukaryota; Metazoa; Chordata; Mammalia; Carnivora; Ursidae
Gene: C12H19orf73
Product: chromosome 12 C19orf73 homolog
Source: RefSeq, a predicted model, not a curated record